UGCAUUGUAAGAAACCAAUUGUUAGGAGGUAUUAGACGAGUCCAAUGUUUUGUAUCUCAGUAUACUGUCUUCAGUAUCUUCUGCUUCGUGCUUAAGUAUUAAUACACCUCAAAGGGGAUUUUUUAGUGCACAGUACCGUCCUGGAUAAAUGUAAAAGAUGCCUUCUGCAGGUGGUAUUGCCGUGCCAAACAUCGUUCCUUUACGUAUUCCUUACAGUACUGGAAGUGGGAACCAGAUAGACACAAACACCUUGAUAGAGAUCAAGUCAGACUCAGACGGAUCUGCCGUAUAUUUCACCACAAAUGGAAACAAACCGGCGCCUUUCAACAAGCUUGAUAAAUCUACAAUUCGAUACAAGGGUCCAUUUCUACUAAACAAAGGCAAACGACAAAUUAAAAGUAUUGCUGUUUCAAGCAAUGGUCUGAGAGAAAGUGAUGUUGUUAGCAAGACAUUUAUGGUGGAAUAUGUUCCACCUGAAGUUGAUACGAACAACGAAGACGAUGACCAAAGCUUCAUAAUGGACACAAGAAGAAGUAGCAGAAACCAAUCCAGGAGAUUGAAUGAGAGUGUUGAUGGGAUUAUUGACCUUACAAGAUCCACAAACAACUACCCUAUGACACAAACAUAUCCAAUGGUUGGUGUUCAGGCCCCAAUGAUGCCAUACCCAGCUUGGGGGAGUGCAAGCCCAGUCCCACCAACAAUGCAAACACGGACAACUGGUACAGACUACAUGUUCCAUUACCACAUGCACGAGCCACAGAUAAGUCCUCGUGCUCAACCCCAGUCACGGCCAAUGGUACAACCUCCAGUUCAAGUCAAUUCAUUGGACAUGAAUUCUUGGCGCCCUCUAUCAAUUCCACUGCCAGCUGUGCUAAAUCAAUCGACCGGUACGCAGACUGUAGGCUUGUUUUAUCCUACUCAGGAACAAGCUAUGAAAAAGCAGCGCAUCAAUGUAGACCGAAUGAUUGAGGACAGCCCAUCGCAGACCAAGAUGGUACCAAAUUUGAUUGACAUCAGUCCAGGAAGGGGGUACUGGAAGAAACAAAUUGCACACAUCUGUGCUCAUCUAGAGGCCUACACUCAGAAAAACUCUGAAUUUCGAGCAGAAGUUGGGAAACCAAGAAUGGGAAAGAUUACAUCAUUGGAGAUUGAUGAUGAUGGCGUAGAUGUAACACUUGUGUUAAGCUUUGAAUCUAGAGGGGGCGACAACACAGUGAAAGGCACCCGUGCUUCGCAAGUCAGGAAAAGUGCAAUACGUGCUAAACGGCUGGCUCAGGAAGAAGAUGAUUCACCCUACAAACAAGUGACAAGAGCAAAGAAAACAGGGAAGAGUAAAUCACCAAAGACUGAAAACAGCAGCAGACUGACUCCAGAGGAGAAGAAGCUCAUCAAGGAGGUUGGCCCGAAUGGAGAGGGUGAUGAAGAGGUUGUACAGGAUAUGUUAGAUGAAGGAGCAGAUCCAAAUUGUGAGAAUAAAGAUGGCACACCAGCCCUGAUCUUAGCAACAAUGAACAACCACAUUGAUGCCGUUGCUAUCCUACUGGAUGCUGAAGCUGAAAUCAACAGCAAGGCUCCUGCCAGGAAAGGUAACACUGCUCUCCAUGAGGCUGUACUACUUGGUCCAGAUGGCCAAGAAAUUGUUGAGAUGCUAUUAGAGAACGAUGCCAAUCCAAAGAUCAAGAAUGCCAAAGGAGACACCCCUUACAGCUUGGCUGUCAAGAGUGGCUAUGAGAGCACUGUAUCCUUAUUUGCCUCCUCUAUGGGGCAGGAGAUGCUGGAUAAGAUGACAAAGAAAAGCAAAGGAAAAAAAGAAAAAAGCAAGAACAAAAAGGAAAAGGAGAAUGAUAGAUUAAAGGAAGGACAGAGAUCUUACAAAGAGAAACUACCUAAGGAUAAAGGAACAGUUGUCGCAGUCAAGAACUUUGACCCCCAGGGUGAUGCGGAGAAACUGCGGAAAGCCAUGAAAGGUUUUGGCACCGAUGAGAAGACAAUCAUAGACAUUAUAAGUCAACGCUCAAGUGAUCAGCGUCAAAAAAUUGCUAAACAAUUCAAGCAAAUGUUUGGCAAGGAUUUGAUGAAGGAGUUUAAAAGUGAGCUUAGCGGGAAGUUGCUCGCAAUGCUGUUGGGGCUGAUGAUGACACCAGAGAUGUACGAUGCACAUGAGCUAAAUAAAGCUAUUAAAGGUCUUGGUACAGAUGAAGAUGUGUUGAUUGAGAUUCUGUGUACACGUACAAACAGCUCUAUUGAAGCAAUCAAAGAGGCCUACGAAGAAGAAUAUGACAAGGAUUUGGAGGAGGAUGUUGAAGAUGAUACGUCCGGACAUUUUGGACGUAUUCUGAUAUCGGUCUUACAAGGAAGUCGUCCAGAAGGUGAUGUCGUUGAUCCAGAUAAAGCCAAAAAUGAUGCCAAUGAUUUAUAUAAAGCUGGUGAAGAUAAAUGGGGUACAGAUGAAUCAAGGUUCAAUGUGAUUUUGGCAUCACGCAGCUAUGCACAACUACGUGCAACCUUUGAAGAGUAUUCAAAGAUCUCCAAGAAUGAUAUCGAAACUGCCAUCAAGAAGGAGAUGUCAGGUGACCUGAAGAACAGCAUGCUUACUAUCGUGAGAUGUGUUCGAAAUAAGCACAAGUACUUCAGUGACAAAUUACACAAGACAAUGAAGGGGGCAGGUACAGAUGAUGAGAAGCUGAUGCGAAUCGUAAUCUCACGUUCUGAGGUUGAUAUGGUGAACAUCAAGGGGGAAUACCAGAAAGCUUAUUCAGAAUCUCUUGGAAAAACAAUUGCUGGUGAUACUUCCGGUGACUACAAGAAACUACUCUUGAACUUGGUUGGUGGGGAAAACUAAGAAGCCGUAAAUCUUAAGUCAUGACAGUACUUAGGAUUUGUUAGUAAAUUGCAACUCUUCUACAAUUACAUUUUAAUUUUUGUAAAAACCUUGAACAAAACCAGAUACCUUGAAUAAGACCAUAAAAACAAUAUUUUCAUUCAGAAAUCUUGUUAAAUAUACAUUUGUUUUGUUUUGUUUUUUUCCUUUUUUUUUUUUUGGUUAUUUUUUUGUAUUUUAUAUGUUUAUUAGUAAUUCAGGUUUACUAUUUUUAUGUUUUUUGGGUUUUUUUUUUCUUUUUUGAAUAUAUGACCAAACGUUUAAUAGGAAAAUGCUUUUCAUGUUUAUUGUAUUUUAAAGAAUUCUACAUAAUUAUUUAUUUUUCAAAUAUAUGUUGUUGAAAAUUUACUUGAUACUUGGGUUGAAUUUUACCCACAGGAUAAUUUAUUAGAUUAGCAAUAUUGUUUCUAUUGACCAUGUUUAAUUAAUUAACUAUUUUAAUUAUAUAUAAUUCAUUAGAACUAUAUGACUAUUGUAUAAUAUACAUGCAAUAUUAUUUAUUUCUAAAUAUUUUCAAGAAAAUCAAUCACAGGAUAUGGUAAUUAGAUGAAUAAUUACUUUUUAUUUAGUACUAAUUAACUUUUCAUCAGGUGUAAGUAUCUGAAUUACCUCAUUAAACAAGGGGUCCCAAGUCUCCCGGAACUCCCCAGAGUCUCCCGGAAAUUGGUAUGGUUUCCCGCAAACAGAAAAAAUCUCCCGGAAAUACAUUCUCCAGCAAAUUUAUUGAAAAACUUAUUUUUUUUGUUUAUUUGGCCUAAACUUUGGUUGCAGAUUACUUUUUGCAGUCUGACAAUGCCAUUUUUAGGCUUCAAAAGGUGCCUAUUCUAAAAAAAUGUCAUCACCUCAGCCCCAAUCAUGGUGGGCCUGAGGUGGGCGUGGCCCUUUGUUUGGUACCUACACUUUUUCCUCAUUGACUAUAUAGCGCCCCUAAUGUCAUUAAACGAAUCUCCUGGAAAUGGGUUCUUCCAACUUGGGACCCCUAAUUAGGUUUCAUGUGCAGGUGUCAUUUUUGUGUCUUCUAUGGCAUUGGUUAUUAUUAGAAGCUUGGGUGUAUAUGUUUGUAAAAUUCUAUAUGGGCAUAGUAUUCUAAUACAAAUUAAUCAUGCAACAAAUCAAAAUAGUAUCAGAUCUGUACAAUUUAUGUACAAACAGAAUUAUAACUUGACAGCACCCUCUAUAUAUUUGGCUUGCGGCUACCUAAAACAAAAUGCCUACAGUGUACAUUAGUACUAUUAGUGAGAAAUGUGUUAAGACUGAUGGCAGAAUUACUUCAGAUAAUAGUGUAGACAUACAUGGGUAAGUAACGAAUCCAUACAUACAUGGGUAAGUAACAAAUCCAUCUGAAAUAGAUAUAUUUCAUCAGGGAAAUUCUAUGUUUUGUUACUUUUAAAUGUAGUGUGUGACCAUACUAGUGCAAUACUUAGCUAUUUGGUGUUAGGGUAACUUUGCAUAUAUACUUAGUUUUUAUCAUGAUUAGUUUUAAUGAGAUCUAAUUAAUUAUCUGUGUAUAUCCAUGCUGAGUAAUCAUGUAAAUGCAUUUGUUCAUAAGUGACUUAUUAGUUGUUUUUUUUUCGAUCAUUACAUGUGAGUAUUCUUCAAAGAAUAAUUAUGUUUUUUAAUAUAUACCACAUGUAGAUAAAUCAAAUUAUUAGUUUAAAACAUAUAUACUAAUAUAAAAGUCUCUAUUGUAUGUUCAUAUAGAACAAACAAAUGAAUAAAUACUUUAUUAUCAGUGUGUUUCAAUAUUUUUUAAUAUUUGGUUAUGAAACUUGCGAAGUUGACAAUAACAUUAUUCAUAGGGCAUUAUAUCGCCCUUGGCUGAUACUCUUGAAAAUUUACAUAUAGAUGUAUUGUCUCAAAUUUAUGUGUAACUUAUAUAUAUUAAUGACUAAAUUCAAUGUACAGUAUCUGAUCUUGAAGUAGAAAUUGCAUGAUUUCUUAAACAGUUAUCUUUAUAAAAAUUGCAAAAGAGGAAAUUGUUUUCUCUAGAUGUUGCUAAGCUCUGUGAGUGAUAAAAUUCGAGUCAACUCGGCCCAGAUAGAAUAUUAAGUUAUAAUUACAUUCUUCUUUAUCAAAUUUCAAUUAGAGAUCCUUUUCAAAGGCAAGAUACUCCUCUCCCAAACAACCUAAAGAAUGUGCGGUGCUUAAUUGUUAACUCGCGCGCCAAACAUUGGGAUAAAGUAAAAAACCUUGGCAAUAAGAUCUGGUAUACAUAUUUGUAAUGCAGUAGUUUAAGUUUCUUUAGAUCUAUUAGAUUGAGCUGUGAGUUACAAAUUAAAGUACAGGUUUCCCCCCCAAAGACAACUUUUGGGACCAGGGUUUUUAUGGUUUUCAGCAGCUUUGGUCUUCAAUUACAUAAAUUAUUCUUAUAAAAAUAAAAGGUAGACAUUCAUUUGGGGCCACAAAGGUGGUCUUUAGUUUGAGAUGGUCUUGUAUUGAAGGGGUCUUUAAUUGGAGGGGGAUCUGUUUAAUGGUGACCAGUUUACCAAUCAAACUGAUCUUGUAUGUGAAGUAGUUUAGGCCCAAUCUCACAAGUAGUCGAAAGUUAGAUGCUUUUAAUUAAUAUGGCAACCAUGUAGUAAUUAAAAAGUAUUUUUGAUUCAGUAUUUUCUGUAAUCGGUUUUUAUUUUCAAUUCCAUAUUUAAAUAUAAUUGGUUGAGCUUACUAAUAAAAAUAAUUUUAGUAGAAAGCCCCAGUGAUCUAGUCGGUUAAGACAUAGACAGCAGCAGCUGGUCCCUGGUUCGGAUACUGGUUGGGGAGACUUUCUUUUAAAUGUAAGGUAAAAUAGAUGGCAUCACUUUUAUAUUUCUGAAUUCAGUAUUGAAUUGAAUCUCCCGUUAUCAUAUUUCUGAAAUCGCGAUAUUCAGAGCACCAUUAUUCAUUUUUCUCUCAGUACUUCUUUGAUUUCGUAGAACUAAUGUGAAUUUGUAAUUCUAUAACCUCAUUGGCAAUUUAAUAUGACUCAGUAAUUA
Anneissia japonica is the source of this 5853-nucleotide messenger RNA. Its product is annotated as double zinc ribbon and ankyrin repeat-containing protein 1-like. Gene Ontology annotation, molecular function: calcium ion binding; calcium-dependent phospholipid binding; protein binding. Lineage: Eukaryota; Metazoa; Echinodermata; Crinoidea; Comatulida; Comatulidae. Bases 158 to 2842 code for a protein of 894 amino acids. The transcript has 21 exons. The record is from RefSeq and is a predicted model, not a curated record.